AUGGACACCUUGACAACGGAGGAGCAAAGACUAGCAUUGGAGAUCAGACCGCUACGGGAAUGGUGCGACAGCGAAUUCGCCCGGCAGCACGCGAGAGGCCAGCUAAACGUGACAAAUCGAUGGGUGGACGGUGACGGUGCCGGCGAAGAGUUCGAGCAGAUCAAAGGGCAACGCGGCGGACACAGCGGCUGGAAGCUAAUGUCGCUACCGCCACAGGACCAGCUUUUCGAUAGAUCAGGCCGCGUGCUCUGGGAACCGAAGUACGUACGCCUGACGGACGACGCUGCGAUCGUAUCGAUCUGCAUCCACGACAAGCAAUAUCGCGCAACCUUCCUACCAUGGGACUUCGACUCGAAAGGGGAGAUUCGGAAGAUACGCGUGCCUAUCGGACCAACGAUCACGAUCAUGCAGAACGGCCUCAAAACCAUACCUGUCUGGAAAGACUGGUACGCCUUCACCGGCGGCACGAACAAUUGCGGAUGGCUCCUAAGCAGCAACCCCGGGCCAGUCAAUCGCUUUACAGCCGGCUUGAUACUACCAGCGAAGGAGCCUACCGCAUCAGCAAACAUCACGCUCGACAGUUACGAACCUCAGGCCGGCAGCCUGCCGAUCAACAAAUGGACCGAGUACGCCCGCGACAACAAGAUCUACUUCGAGGGGAAUCAACGCGUCAGCUACCCAGUGCUCAUCAUCACCGAGAAAGGAGGAAUGAUUGGUACGCUGCAAGGACAGAAACACUUUCACCCCAAGAUCUGUCAAUCCGCGGACGAGGACAACCCCUACGAGAUCUGUCUACGGAACCCCAACCAGACAGAAGAGGAAUACGAAGCAGCUCUGCACAGCAACUGGACGGAAGAAAUCACCCCCGAACGGACCGGCACACGGUUCAAAUGGGAAGAGAUCGCGAAACCGCACCCGUCUCGAUACCGCAAGACGAAAGCAUCGACAGCCGCAGCGACCCCGGCGAAGCGUCGCAAGACAAAGCCGAUCACACUCACCGCUACCACUCCGACUGCCAGCUCGACCCCAGAGCCGGAAGACAGCAACGCGAACACGACACAGCCAGCAGGCAAAAUCAAAGUGCAAACCAGGGACGCAGCUACAAUGACGGACGACUCGGAACGGAGCAUCGACAUCACUACAAUUCCCGCGCCCGAGGUUCACACCGAAACCCAGCAGAACCUCGCGACCUUACAAUCCUUUUAUAACCUCGCGAGGCUGGAAGCAGCUCAAUCGUUCCCGGUACUGAUGACCGCCGCUAGCCGUCUCGAAGCACUCGCAGCCAGUUGUGCAGCGAGCAAGAAAGCACUGCAGUUUCUACGCCUCGCAGGCCAGAAUAGCAUGACCGACACGGAGGCGACUACCCUACUCCAGCGUACGAAGCAGCAAAUGCUGCCAACGUACAUGAACGACACGCUGUCGAACAUCGUAACCGAGGCGGACGCAGCACAUAUUAGGGACGCGAUCCACUUCGCACAAAGCCUGCCCGCCUUCUCCGCAGCGGUGAGCAGCGAAGAACGCGACGACCUCCCAGUCGACAUCUUCAGGCGCUUGCGUAACGAAUGGGCAAAACUGUUACCAGCAAACAGCGACAGCGACCCAGAAACGACGCCCCGCUGA
Messenger RNA from Penicillium verrucosum, 1620 nucleotides. RefSeq lists its product as uncharacterized. The transcript has a single exon. The record is from RefSeq and is a predicted model, not a curated record. The coding region runs from base 1 to 1620 and encodes 539 amino acids. Lineage: Eukaryota; Fungi; Ascomycota; Eurotiomycetes; Eurotiales; Aspergillaceae.